AAGUGGUUCACUGUCAUAUUUGUCUCAAUAUUUUAGCUGUACUCGGACAAUUAUGGCUUAUCAUCUGUGGGAAAACUGAUUAGCACCAUGCUUCAAUGGUAUCACCGUUUCAUAGUAAUAGUUCUAAUUUUAAAAUGGUGGCAACUUCUAUGUAUUUCCCAAUAUUUCCUUGGUAUCACCUCUCCUCCUCCCCUACCCCUUUUUACAACCUAACCUACAGAUUUGAUUUAAAUGAAGACUGACAACCCAGACAAAACUCACAAGUAGCCAAGACCAUAAAUUACUUUAAGUUUAAUUUUUGACAACUUAUAAACUUCAAUAUAAUGAUAAUGAGUCUUGAUUGGUCAUGUAUCAUGGGGUCAGAGCACAGAGUCAGCCAUGAUAUAGCGUCCCUGGAGCAGAGAGGGUUAAGGGCCUUGCUCAAGGGCCCAACAGUGGCAGCUUGGCAGCGUCGGGGCUUGAACACCCGACCUUCCAAUCCGUAACCCAGAGCCGGGCAGUGCUGGGGCUUGAACCCCCAACCAAAACCUGUCAUAGAUGAAAGUUAGCUGUGUACAGAGGUUACAAUAGUUUUUUUUUUUUUUUUUUUUUAACACACCAGGGAGCGUGUACCAUUGUGUGUGCCUUUCAGAUCCUCUCGACGCGGGAAGCACUUUCUGACAGCGUUUCUAGAACCCUAACCUAUAACACGGGUAGUGGGGGUUUCGGGCUAUAUCUGGAUUCCUCCUUUACAAGCUAUAUGCUUCGUACGGGAGAGUGUAAUAGCGAUGGAAACAGGAUGCACAGCGAGGAGGAACGACUGAGCACUUUCCACAACUGGCCGCUAAACGAUUCAGAUAGAUCUGCUGAGCUAGCGCGCGCCAGUUUUUACUUCCUGGGACCAGGAGAUAUGGUGCGCUGCUUUCGCUACGACAGGACACUGAGGCACUGGGCACACGACGACAGUCCGACUGGCGGGCACCGGCGCCACUUUCCCGCGUGCGAGUUCGAAUCGAGGACGGACACGAGCUAUGUUCGGCGCGUCCGCGCUUCGACGGAUUCGGUGGACGGUCAGCUGUUGAGCCAGCUGCAGCGCCUGGCUGCGGACGAACAGGUGACAACCAGUCAAGCCGCUUAUCCAGAUAUGGAGCCCGAGGACACGCGCCUCACCACGUUCAGCAACUGGCCCACAAGCUCUUCCAUCCAACCGGAUACACUGGCGCGCGCUGGCUUCUUUUACACAGGUCAUAGUGAUAACGUGAAGUGUUUCUUCUGCAAUGGUAGUUUGAGGAACUGGGAGCCUGGAGAUGAUCCGUGGCAGGAACAUGCCAAGUGGUUUCCACGAUGUGAGUAUUUGAUGCAGUCAAGAGGACAAGAGUACAUCAACCAUGUACAGCAGUCAUUCUUCAACACAUUAGAGCUGGCAAGUGAAGCCCAGAAUUCAACUCCAAGAAAUAUUACCACUGGACAUGAUGUGCUGAGUGGGCAGAGUGCAUCAGCAGCAGCCAUGUUCUCGCCGGUGGUGCAGGCGGUGCUGCAGAUGGGUUUUGAGCAAGCGCCAGUUGAGAGCCUGGUUCAGUCUCACUUCCUGCUCACCGGCCACCAUUACACUUCUGUCUCCGACCUGGUGGCUGACGUCCUGCAGGCUGAAGAGGAGGGGAGGCAGGGUAGUGAUAACAACACAGAGCCUGUGUUGAGACAGAGCAGCAGUGCCAGUGGAAUGAAACUGCAGACCUCACUUGGGGAGAAAGUUUUGGUGACCCUGAGUGCUGAGGAACAGUUGAAGCAACUCCAGGAGGAACGAACCUGCAAAGUAUGUAUGGACAAACUGGUGUCCAUGGUGUUUAUCCCCUGCGGUCACCUGGUUGUGUGUUCUGAUUGUGCGGCCAGCCUACAACACUGCCCCAUCUGUAGAGCAGUGAUACGUGGCAGCAUGCGUGCCUUCAUGUCCUGA
Ictalurus furcatus (blue catfish) is the source of this 1933-nucleotide messenger RNA. RefSeq names its product baculoviral IAP repeat containing 7 (gene birc7). Lineage: Eukaryota; Metazoa; Chordata; Actinopteri; Siluriformes; Ictaluridae. The transcript is spliced from 7 exons. Gene Ontology annotation, molecular function: ubiquitin protein ligase activity; cysteine-type endopeptidase inhibitor activity involved in apoptotic process. The record is from RefSeq and is a predicted model, not a curated record. Bases 740 to 1933 code for a protein of 397 amino acids. Gene Ontology annotation, biological process: positive regulation of protein ubiquitination; negative regulation of apoptotic process; regulation of cell cycle. Gene Ontology annotation, cellular component: nucleus; cytoplasm.